Asterias rubens (European starfish) is the source of this 1207-nucleotide messenger RNA. RefSeq lists its product as uncharacterized. NCBI's taxonomy places the organism in Eukaryota, Metazoa, Echinodermata, Asteroidea, Forcipulatida, Asteriidae. The record is from RefSeq and is a predicted model, not a curated record. Bases 354 to 929 code for a protein of 191 amino acids. The transcript is spliced from 4 exons.
UAAUAUUUUAAAUUCCUCUCGCUAGAACUUGUUGAUUUAGAACAUAAUUAUAUAGAGGUAAUCUUGGACCACCCAGCCUCGCUUUGAUCAGAUUGGAUACACAACGCAUAGAACUAUAUCUUUCAUCGCAAAAAAAGUCUAUAUGUGUAUUAGGGACGUGCAGAACCUGAACUUUGGACUACUUUGUAACUAAUAUUAUGACCUUUAAUUAUUCUUAUCUCAACUUCGUCGAAGUUGUAGGCCCAUUGGCUACCCGAUGAGAAAACUUCCUGGCUGAGAUUUAACUUAAAGAAGACGACCAAACUUGCUCUUAGUUGACUCUGGUUGACUCUUGACUUAUUGCUAUUUCAAUCAUGGGUUGGAGGGAGAUGGUUGGGUUUCUCGUGCUCUUGGCGGUUACCGUGUGCAGCGCGGACAUUCCGACCGUUGGGGAGCUGGAGCUCACGGCGUACGAAGGUCGCUGGUACACGGUUUAUGAGAAUGGUUGGACUAACAUUGUCAACAUGGACAUGGACUCUGUGUGUACAACAGCGGACUAUAAGAUAAUCAAUAAGACAUUCGUUUCGGUGUACAAUGCUGGUCGAGAAGGUUUUCCAGAGGGACGACGUAAAGACAUAGCUGGCUUUGCCUACGUACCAGACGUUACCAAGCCCGGUAAUCUGAAAGUAGUACUUGAAGGUGUGCCCGUCGAAGGAGAUUAUUUGAUCAUAAAGUUAGGCCCCAUUGUGGCCGAUAAGUACGAGUACGCUGUUGUGACCAGUAGCGGUGACCGCGCCCUCUAUCUCCUUGCAAGGAACCCCAUCUCCUUUUUGGAUAAGUACAAGGAAGACGUCUUGAAGUUUCUCGAGGAUAACGGCUUCACUGGCUUCUUGAAGAAGCCAAAACCACUUCUGCAGGCUAGCAAUUGUGGAUAUCCCACUGCCAGAUAGAACACAAUAAAGGCGUUUGGGGAUUUUUAUAAUGGAUUCUUUAAAGAUGUUAUUUCUAUAAAUUUGUUUGAAUCGCUAAAAGGAGAUUUUUUUAUGGCAAGGCGAUGUAUGUAUGGAUAUAUUAUUGUUGUGUCAUUUCUUCAUAUAAAAUAGACCAAAACAUUUCUCGGGUACAUUGUUAUAUUUCACCCUUCCCUCAUCAGAGUUUACUCAAUACAAUAAUUUGAGAAGACAUCAUGACAAAACUUGGUAAAUGAAUGACAAUAAAGUGAUACAAU